Molecule: messenger RNA, 1698 nt
Organism: Phoenix dactylifera (date palm)
Lineage: Eukaryota; Viridiplantae; Streptophyta; Magnoliopsida; Arecales; Arecaceae
Source: RefSeq, a predicted model, not a curated record
AUGUUCGGUAAGCUGGGUAAUGUGAAUUCCGUUUCUAGUCCUGUAUUGAGUUGUGAUUGCUGUGGAGGAGCUCACAUGAGUUCUGAUUGUAUGCAGGUUCAAUUUGUGUCUAAUUAUGAUAGGCAGCAACAGCAGAACAACCCUUAUUCCAACACAUACAACCCAGGAUGGAGGAAUCAUCCUAACUUUUCAUGGAAAGAUCAAGGUAACCAAGGUAGCAGUUCUAGACCUCUCCAUCCUCCUGGUUUCCAACCAAAACCAUCCCAACCAGAAAGUAAACAGUCUUGGGAGAUAGCUAUUGAGAAGUUAGCCAAUGCCAGUUCAGAGAGAUUUGAGAGACUGGAAGCAAAGGUUGACCAGUUGGCGAGUUCCAAUAGAAAUGUGGAGAUGCAAUUGGGGCAGUUAGCCAAUUCCAUCAAUUCUCGUGGACAGGGUAAUUUGCCUAGUAAGACAGAGGUCAAUCCGAAGGAGCAUUGCAAGGCAGUCACCUUGAGAAGUGGUAAGCAACUUGGUCAGGUAAGUAGUGAGACUAUAGUUGGUGAUAAAGUAGACUAUGAAGAGGUGAACAAGAAGGUCAGUGAAGAAGUUGAGGACCUAGCCAAGACACCAUCCCUACUACCACCAGUCGAACCUUAUGUUCCUCCCAUUCCUUUUCCUCAAAGGCUUAAGCAGAAUAAAAUUGAUCAACAGUUUGAGAAAUUUUUGAAAGUGUUUAGGCAGCUUCACAUUAAUAUUCCUUUUGCAGACGCCUUAGCACAAAUUCCUGCAUAUACAAAAUUUUUAAAGGAGAUCAUGUCUAAGAAGAGGAAAUUGGAAGAUUUCGAGACCAUUGCCUUGACGGAGGAAUGCAGUGCCAUUAUCCAGAAUAAGCUUCCACCAAAGCUAAGAGAUCCAGGGAGUUUUUCUAUUCCUUGUACUAUAGGUGAUGUUGAUUUUUCUAGAGCUUUGUGUGAUUUAGGUGCUAGUGUUUCACUAAUGCCUUUAUCUGUAUCUAGGAAGCUUGGAUUGAAGGAGUUAAAGCCUAUUACCAUCUCUUUGCAGCUAGCUGAUCGAUCGGUCAAAUAUCCUUUAGGUAUUCUUGAGAAUGUGCUGAUCAAGGUAAAGAAGUUUAUCAUUCCAGUUGAUUUUAUUGUUUUGGAGAUGGAAGAAGACACCGAGAUCCCUAUCAUUUUAGGCCGGCCCUUUCUAGCCACAGCUGGAGCUAUCAUAGAUGUUAAGAAUGGUAGGUUGACUUUGAAGGUUGGUGAAGAAGAGGUAGAGUUUAAUUUAUUUGAAGCUACUAAAUAUCCUUCUUUUACUGAUCAUGUUUUUCGAGUUGAUGUUGUAGAUGAGUCGACCAGAGAGUUUUUUAGGGCUGAAAAUACUAAAGAACCUCUUGAGACUUGUUUAGUGAGUGCAGGGACAAGUAAAGAUGAUAAUCUAGAGAUUGCUAAAGUGGCGUGUGCAUUAGAGGCUACAUGUCCUAAGCCAAAGAAGAGAGGUAUUUAUUUUGAGGAUAUCGGCAAAGGUAAGCCACCCCCUCCCCCUUCUAAUGUGCAAGCACCAGUUCUGGAGUUGAAGCCAUUACCCUCACAUCUCAUGUAUGCAUUUUUAGGUGAGAAUAAUACUUUGCCUGUGAUUGUGAGUGUUUCUUUGUCUAAUGAGCAACUUGACAAAUUGAUACGUAUUUUGAGAUUGAGAAAAAAAGCCAUACGAUGA